This is a messenger RNA of Cydia strobilella, 4651 nucleotides long. RefSeq names its product ras-related protein Rab-10 (gene Rab10). The transcript has 5 exons. The coding region runs from base 97 to 708 and encodes 203 amino acids. Lineage: Eukaryota; Metazoa; Arthropoda; Insecta; Lepidoptera; Tortricidae. Gene Ontology annotation, cellular component: insulin-responsive compartment; Golgi apparatus; recycling endosome. Gene Ontology annotation, molecular function: GTP binding; GTPase activity. Gene Ontology annotation, biological process: cellular response to insulin stimulus. The record is from RefSeq and is a predicted model, not a curated record.
GCAACACAAACAGUGAGCUGUCAUAUUUCCGUUCGGAUCGGGUGAUUCUUGGAUUUUGCUAAUUUUUCGUACAAAUAAGCGUAAAAUAACAUUAAAAUGGCCAAGAAGACUUACGAUUUAUUGUUCAAACUGCUCCUCAUCGGCGACUCCGGCGUGGGAAAAACUUGCAUUUUAUUUAGAUUUUCAGACAAUCAUUUCACGACCACUUUUAUUUCCACUAUCGGUAUCGACUUCAAAAUAAAGACAGUGGAGCUGCGGGGUAAGAAGAUAAAGCUGCAGAUCUGGGACACGGCGGGGCAGGAGCGCUUCCACACGAUCACGACGUCGUACUACCGCGGCGCCAUGGGCAUCAUGCUUGUAUACGAUAUCACCAACGAAAAAACAUUUGAUGACAUCGUCAAGUGGCUCAGAAACAUAGACGAGCAUGCAAACGAGGAUGUGGAGAAGAUGAUCCUCGGCAACAAGUGCGAUAUGGAGGAGAAACGUGUUGUCAGCAAGGAGCGCGGAGAGGCGAUAGCGCGCGAGCACAGCAUCCGCUUCAUGGAAACUUCGGCAAAAGCUAACAUCAACAUCGAGCGCGCCUUCUCCGAGCUGGCAGAGGCUAUCCUCGAUAAAACAGCCGGCCGUGGCACUGAUAGCGACGCCGCCCGCAUCGCAGUGGAGCGCCGGCCGUCGCGCGCGCCGCAGCAGCGCGCCUGCUGCACGUAGGGCGGCCGAGCCACCCGGCACCGGCACGAGGCCGCCCCGGCACCGGCACGAGGCCGCCCCGGCACCCGGCACGAGGCACUCUGGGAGGCCGAGAGGCCGAGGGUGGUGGAGUGGCCGCGGACCAAGCACCCGGAUAGUUAUGAACGACAUUUUGGUGGCCCCAAAACUACAACGCCGUUACUACAGUGGGUUCGUUUGAGGGACAGUACAAGUCUUAGGUUAUAAAUGUGUAGUUGUGACAUUUGUUUUCUGUAAUAAACAAUUCGGAAAGCUUUCAUGGUUGAAAAUCGAGCUUGAACACGAAAAUAAUGUCUACAAAUAUUUUUACCGGACACUUGUACCUUUCCUGAAAUGAGAUUCGGAAACUAGCAAUUAAUUUUUUAAAGGAUAAACAGUUUAUAGGCCACUUCAAAAUAGUAAAAAGUGCAGAGGGCGGUCAGACAGUAGCUUUCGAUAAUAUUUAUAUGUAACUGUAUAGGUAAUGCUUUGUUACGUUAAAGUAGGGAUGGCCAACCUAUGUCAUAUUCAGGUCAAUUUAUUAUGUCCAUAUAAUUUUGGUGGCCGGUAAUGUUCACUUUUUUUAGGUUUAAAAUAGUUGAGCAUCCCUACGUUAGAGCUUGCGUACAGCGAGUGGUCGUCUAGUCGCACUUCGGUGCCGGGCUUACUUGGAAGCGGUCGCUUGGUUUGGUGUUAGGUUUGAUGUUUUAAAGUGAUAUAUAGGCGAAUGGUCUGAAAUAUAAAUUUUACUAACAGCGACACAUUUAAAUGACGAUUACCAGAAAAAAAACUUAUCGAAAAGUAACGUUCGGAUAUCGGAAUUUUCAAGCCUUAAAUAGAUGUGCUAGGUCCCUUUACCACAUAUAUCGUCAAUUAAGUGUGUUGGUGAAUAAAUAAGAAGCGUUUAUUUCGUCAAAAUUGUGUCGAACUAGCUUGCGUUUUGUGCUUAUUUUUUUUGGAUUUGAGUUAGGUUGUCAAAAAAAUACACAUUUAUUUUAGUACUUAUAGCCUAAACACGCCGCUUUGUAAAGUAAAUGUCAUAAUAUUGUACGGUGUUAGACGGUUAAGGUAUCUCGACUACAAUCUCUGCUACAGACGAUCUGUUACAUAAUCGCUGGAAAAUGCACUUUAUGUCAAUCGUUUAAGGUUCAUAUCGGAGGCGAAACGAUUGUUUAAGAAUAACACGCAUAUGUUUUAGAUUUAUCUAUGCUAUCAAUUAUUAGUCUUAAAUUCUACUUUAUUGUUAUACUAUGUGUAUGUCAAGCGAGAGGAUGUGAAAAAUGCUCGCGUUUUCGGCUAUGUGGAUGUGCCGAUAAAAAAGGACCUUACGUACUGUUACUUAAAGCCUUUUUUACCUGGACAGACUCAUAAUGUUAAGAUUUAUUUGGUUAGUUGUAACGAAAUGUGUAUAUUGUGCAAUAAAUAAUCAAUAGCUUGAAAGAUAUUGUGUCUCCAGAAAAUCAAUAUCUUGACUAUAUUUUGAUUGAAAAGUUAAACAAGGGAUGCACUGUUAUAAGGGUACGUUUACAUUGAGCUAUUAGUUUGAAAUAUAACUUGAAGCGGGUGUACUGUCGGCAACUAAAGUAUCUACACUGAAGUCACGAGUGUCACGACAAAGAUUAUAUUACAACAGUUGACUGUAUUUACAAACUUUGUGCCAAUGUAAACAUGCCUAAUACUUUUAUAAGUUGUCUGAACACUACUCAUGAAAAGCAGAUCAAGAGCGCUUUGGUGAACAAAAACAUUUAAAACGGUUUUUGAGGCAUUUUAUGUAUCUAUAAUGCGUAGAAUUAUUUCAACUGCUUUGUAAAAAAUCUAGAAAAACGCAUUGCUUUUUAGUUUUGAAAAGCUGGGCAAAUCCGAGCCAAGAAUCCUGAAAACUAAUACCAUCUUCCCUAUGACUUUUCUGAUCGGCUAAUGAUCUUGUGCGACUUAUGGUCUUAUGUCGCACGCUCAAGGUCUUAUGUGCUAGGUGGAGUGGUGACCCAUUAAAAAUCAGAAGGUUAACUCUAUAUUUUAUUUUACGUACAGUGAUGGUUUCUAAUAAAGUGGCGGGGACCCGUGAGAACAUACCUGACAGUAACUCCCCGCGCGUCUCGCGCCCGAUUCAUUUUCGCUGCGUAGUGGGAUUAGCUAACCAAGUGUGUUCCAACAAUCUAAUUUCUGCUUGUUUUUAUUUAUUUAUUCAGACAUGUGUAAGGGAGGUAUUCCAACUAUCCAAUUUUGCUUAGUGAGAGAGUGAGACGCAAUGCACAUUGGACAUAUAAAAAGAUGAUCGUUUUAACUAAGUUUUGGGUCGGAUUGGCUUAUGUCAAGGACUUAAUUGGUAUAAACAGCAACAUACUGUAAGUCUUAUUUUAUUGAUAUGAUAUUAUAAUGGUCAGAUACGUUUGGUGAUGUUAGAACCUACGCUACAACUAUUUUAUAUAACACGCAAUAGUAAACUAUAUUAAAAUGUAUUAAGGUUAAUUUUACACUGAAUAUUGUCAAUAUAAUGAUGAGAUUUCAUGCAUGUUUUACUUAAUUUAUGUUAGUAUUGGACCAAGCCUUGACUUUGUUUUAUUGUGGCUGGUCUUGCUUGUUACUUAAUGCAUUUUGCGAAAUCAACAAACAUGUGAAAGUGGCUAAGACACUAGACUGAAAUUAAUACACGUUAUUUUUUAUUUUUUUUAUAGACAAAUAUUGUACCUUCUUAAAGUACCAGUGUGGCGAACUGGCGACGAUAAUAUUACUAGCUACGCCCAUAUUUUUACAAUCUAUUUUACAAACGAAGAUACUUUAUUGAGUAAAUUGAGUUUACUGACUAUUUUCAAGCUGAUUUUAGCAAUGAGAUUAAAGAGAUAUCGGCAUGGAGCGUUUCAUGGAUAUAGCUAUAGGUAUUCUAUGUAUAUCGAUCGGUACCUAUUUAUUUGUCUAGUGUCAGUGCCAAAAAAGCAACCGUAACAUAUCUCAGAAGCAAUACUGCGCGUGUGUCAGCUGAACGUCGGUGGUUUAAAGCACUGCUAUUUAAAAUUAUGGCUUAUUACAACGUCUUUAAGUCAUCAUUUUGAAUGUCAAGGUUAUGAUAAUAUGCUGUGCUUUAAAGCAUUGAUUUAUAAUGAAUUUUAUUACCUGGCUGUAUUUUUAUGUUUCGAGAUUGUAUAGGUUUACGUAUAGCAACGCUUUUUCUGACUACUUCUAUUAUGCACGAAAAAUAUUUAAGAUCGAUCAGUAAAGUAAAAAAUUCUCCACGUACGGUCUGCCUGACAAGUUGUUUAUGGAAUUUAUAUACUCUAACAAUUAUUCAUAACCUCGUAAGACCCACCAUAUAGUUUUUUUUUUAAUUUGAACCUUAUUCUAUAAGUAAAUUGGAACGAAUUUCGUUUGUUUUACAACGCAAUGAAACAAAUCUAUUUGUUUCAUCAAAAGGUUUAAAUUAGAUUGCAAUGAAAUCAUUUUAAUGUACAUUUAGCCUCACGAGGAUAAAUUAAUUUCAAUAUUGUCAUUGAUGUAAGGUUAAAAUAGCCUAUUAUUCAAUUUGUCUUACCAUACCCUCUACCCAACCUCGAAAUAUUAUGUCAACAGCAAAAGUAGCACAAAUAAGUGUAGAAAAUUCUGCACACAGAUUACCGUUUUCGCUUAUCAUAUUAAGAAUGUUAUUCUGAGUUACUUUUGCUAUAGUACCGUUAAGAAAUGCGUGUUAUAAAUUAGGGUGUGGUGUCAAAUAUUUGAUUUUAUUUUCUAUCAUGCGAACUAUAUGUUCAGAACUUUCAGCUAUUGCAAAAUAUACGUAAACUUAGAAUUUGCUCGAUAAAAAAUCGAAUAAAAAAAUUUGACAUAUCGGCGUCGGCCCACCGCACAUUAAGUCCUAUUUAAUCGUACGGUGUAUGUGUCGUCGGUUUUUACCUGCUUUUAUAAAUAAACAUCAGCAUUGUAUAUUAUGUUCAUAUUAAACUACCUAUCGUAA